This is a messenger RNA of Megachile rotundata (alfalfa leafcutting bee), 5464 nucleotides long. RefSeq names its product HIF-1 transcription factor component sima (gene sima). Gene Ontology annotation, biological process: regulation of transcription by RNA polymerase II; cellular response to hypoxia. Gene Ontology annotation, molecular function: protein dimerization activity; RNA polymerase II transcription regulatory region sequence-specific DNA binding; DNA-binding transcription factor activity, RNA polymerase II-specific. The record is from RefSeq and is a predicted model, not a curated record. NCBI's taxonomy places the organism in Eukaryota, Metazoa, Arthropoda, Insecta, Hymenoptera, Megachilidae. Gene Ontology annotation, cellular component: nucleus; transcription regulator complex; cytoplasm.
CCGCGCGACGACGAGUCGUACUGGUUGACGUUAUGACCGUUCGAUGGCGGUACGUACGGUAAAGAAGAACGAGAACGGCAUGACGUCAACUGUACAGUUUGCUCCCCUCCUUCGUUCCAACCCUUUGGACAGUCGGUCCUCUCGUGUAUACAACCUCUACCACCACGUCGCGAUCGUUUACCACCACCAGCACCGUUGUACUGGUCUCGCUACCACUACUUGCUAGCUUCACCAUCGUCAUCGUCAUCGCCAUCACACCAUGAGUGUGGCGUUCGUCGAGCAUUUCGUGCGGGUGAAAGAAGGAUGUGUUUUCGUUUCGCUCGGUUAAUACGAGUAACCGAGCAGAGGUGACGUCGCGUAUUCAGUGUGAAACGUAUGUUUGUGCAUCGAUUUCAAUAACGCGGAACAGACUCGUAGCGAGCAAAGUACAAUCAUAGACGAUUGAGAACGAAAAUUUCGUGACGAGUCGAAGCGGGAGUACACGCUGGAUACGUUCCUUGGCAGUGACCGAGAGUGUCCCAGGGUGUUGUACCAAAGGAAAAAAAUCUUUCUCGUCAAUUUUUCGAUUCACGAUGGAAUCGCACAAGAAAGAGAAGAAACACAAGGAGAAAAGAAGGAGCAACGAGAAGAGGAAAGAAAAGUCCCGUGACGCAGCGCGAUGUCGUCGAAGCAAGGAGACAGACAUUUUCACGGAAUUGGCUGCCGCCCUUCCGGUAGCACCGGAACAGGCAGCCCACCUAGAUAAGGCCAGCGUUAUGAGGCUCGCUAUCGCCUAUCUGAAAGUGCGUUCGGUGAUAGAUUCCAUCCCGGAGCCAGUGGCCAAGUCAGAAUCGUCCAACCAAAUGGACCAGCUAUUUUCUAAAGCCCUAAACGGGUUCAUGUUGGUGCUCUCCAGGGAUGGGAACAUGAUUUACCUUUCGGAGAAUGUUAGCGAUUAUCUUGGUGUUUCUCAAAUGGACAUGAUGGGUCAGAGUGUGUACGAGUACAGUCAUCCUUGCGAUCAUGACGAAUUACGCGAGUGUUUGUCCUCGAAACCGUCGAAAAACAACGAGAAACGUGCUUGCAGUUUCUUCCUGCGACUGAAAUGUACAUUGACCAGCAAGGGAAGAAAAGUGAACCUGAAGAGCGCUGCCUAUAAGGUGAUUCACUGUACCGGCAGAUUGACGUACAGUCAUGAUCCCGUGCUGAAUUCGAUCGAAGUCGACGACGAGGAAAGCAAAAGCGAGGACGAAUCCAAUGAACGCGAUGUAGGAGUUUCCCUGGUGCUUGUGGGAUGUCCCAUACCGCAUCCCAGUAACAUAGAAAUCCCUCUUGGGCGCCAUACUUUCUUAUCCAAACACAGCCUCAGCAUGAAGUUUACCUACGCCGACGAAAAGUUGGCCGAAUAUUUGGGCUGGAACAGCGAGGAGUUAAUGGGACAAUCCGUUUUCGAGUUCUAUCACGCCCUCGACAAUUUGGCUCUGGAUAAAUCUUUUAAAUCACUGUUCAGCAAGGGUCAGUGCGAAACUGUGGCGUACAGAUUCCUUGGAAAACGGGGUGGAUACGCGUGGGUCGUCACACAGGCCACCCUUAUACAUUGCUCUAAACAGCAGAAACCACUUUCAGUCGUUUGCGUGAACUACAUUCUAAGCGGUGUGGAACGCGAGGAUGAGGUGUACAGCGCGAGACAGCUCGCAGCGCGCGACACCGAGACCGUCGUGAAGCCGGAAAAGGUGACCGGCUCGAGCGACGUCGAACCGGCGAAGCUUCAACUCCAGGUGCGAGUGAACAGCAACAAACUAGAAGAGACAGCCGCCUUCGACGCCGUCGAUCAAGAGCUGUCCGUCUCCGUUGGCCAAUCGGAAUUACUCGCUGGCCCGUUCGAGUGCGCCAAACCGUUCACAGUCACCGCCUCGACCUUCCGUCUGGCGGCUAAUAAACCGAACAAGGGAUCCGCUCAGCUUCAGGACGGCUCGCGGAAGGAUAACACCUUCCCGAGACCGGUCCACGCUACAGAGAAAUCGUUCGUCGGUGUGCAAGCUCUCAAGGACUCGCUCGAGGAAUCCCUCAAAGAGAACGACGAGCCGAAACGGAAGGAGUCCCGCCGACAACCGGCUAGCCGGCCUCCCUUCGUUUUCCAGGGUAAACCUGCCGUGGAAUACGAUCCGGAGACCGCGGUACGCCAGGGCAGGCCUCAGGCCGUCACUAGACACCUGUUUGCACCGAUUGUGCAGCAACAGCAACAACAACAACAAGAACCGAUCUCUUGCAGACCACCGCCGCAGACUGCAACAGCGAGCAUAUUCGCGCCUCGUACCGAGGACAUGAACAAAGGCUUCUUAACUUUCAGCGAGGAUCAUCCAGGCUUAACGAUGUUAAAGGACGAACCGGAGGAUCUGACGCAUCUGGCGCCUACACCUGGUGACGUCUGCGUCCCCCUGGAAGACACGCCGUUCCUUUCUGACAUGCUAGACGAGUUUAUCCUCGGUAACGACAACUAUUGUCCUCUCCUGAGCCCCGGCAGUGCCCUCGCGCCCGAGCUGCGACCCACGGAUUUCGGUGAUCCUCUAAAGGACACCGACUUAACGGACAACGCGAGGAACAAGAGCCUAGGGGAGUCUCUGGCCGAUAGCGAUCCGUUCAUGUACGCUGAUUCGCCUAGCAGUCCUUGCAGCAUCGAUCCGAACUCGGUUUCGCCGUCUCUCUCCAAGUACCGUCAAAGCCCAGAACGAAGUAUAGAUUCGUUAGGUAGUCCAACAGGUGGUAGUGGAGCUGAGGGAUUAUCAGAAGAUGAAAUGUUAAUGUUAGGUUUGAACGAUAGUAUAGGUGACGAUGAAUUAGCUCUGAGAGCACCGUACAUCCCAAUGUCCGAUCAGGACGAAGCACUGGACUUGCUAAUCAGCAACGACAUGGUGAUGUGGAGUCCACCUCAUACGGCGGAUAAAAGCGGUUCGAAAUGGAUAGUAGACGACAAAGAACAACGAACGUCCGAUUCCAGUCUAGCGCAACUCCUAAAAACCGACCAAGUCGUUUCUAGAAAGUACAACGAUCAUGGAGGGGGCUUGGUCAAUCCUGUCCAAGUUCUCGGACAAAUACCUCGAAAAAACCCGAAUCUAGAUAGCUAUAACUGGUCCUCCAAGUUGGACAGACCAACGAAACGCAUACACACUGCCUCGAUGGACACGAUAGACAACGACAAUAAACGUAUAAAAUGCGACGAGUCCGCGAAACGCGGCAGCCUAGUGCUGGAGGAUCAUCUGUUGGGUAAACAGACUGGCUCGAGAAAGACGGCAAACGUCGCUGGCAGUCAGCUGCUUCGUCGGCUGGUGUCCCAGCAGCAGACGGUUUUGAGGAGCAACGAUUUCUCGAGCGAAUCGUUCGACGGUCGACGCGCGAACGACCCGGACGUGGACGAGGGCGAAAUCGAUAGGGGCGGUACCAAAGGCGGAGGAGGUGACAAGUGUCGUCGAAAGGGCGAAAACGGCGACGCGAAUCUGUCCUCGCAGCGGAAUCCAGCGUGCAACAGCGUGCUAAUGAAUCUCCUGGUGUCCGGCUGCGACGAAAGUUUGAUGAAUUCGCGCAACGUGCCAACGCUGUAUCCGAAACACUUGACGACUCCUCUGUCCGUGAACUUGGAGAACCAGAUGGUGCCACAAUGUACGGACUCCGGUGGAUCUGUCGCAUCGUCCUUCAACCAGUUAAGCCCAGUCUCGAAGAAACAAUUGUCCAACUCGUUUAUAAACGGAGAUUCCAUAGUGUCACCGUCCUCACCCAUCAUGUCGUUCGAGAAUUUCGACUAUGAUUCAACAAUGUCCAACAGUGGGUUGUUGCAAGUACAACCGGACCUCUUUGGAACUCUGUUAGAUCGGAAUCUCGUAUAAAAGCGUACUCUAUGAGUGCUAAAGUGAUGCAUAGCUUAUAGAGAUAAAAAGGAAAGGAGAAUAUGAAAAUGGAAAAGAGGAUUGCAAUACGGCGUGCAAGAUUUUCUAAGUAAGAUUGGUAUUGGUUGCGGGCAAUUAAACGCUAAAUCCUCGAAUUCGGUCGAGGUUUUCGUUUAACGAUUUUACACGCGUAGCGUAUCGUAUCGUACAGAGAUAUUGAUAUUUUUUCAUUGGUGAAUCGUGUUACAAUUAGUCGAAGAAGUUUCCAUACACUUCGUACAGAACUUGUUUCGUUAUCGUAUGAUUUCUACAAUAUUGUUUAAUGCGCCCCGUGGACCACCAGUUUUAUCGGAACAAGCUUUUCUCGUUUUCUGUUUCAUAUUUCUUUUUCUCGAACUGCAAACUUAGAGGGAACGAAAAUGUAACAGUUGUAUAAAUAUUCAUAUUUUGCUUACAAUUAAUCAUACAUUUAAUAUAAUUAUACAGACUUGUGCAAUGUAACAUAGCAAGUUGAAUGUUUCAAUAAUACAGAGUUAAUAAUCAUAUCCCUGGUAGUAAUAAGCUGAAAUUAUACAGCAAGUUCAACGAUUUGGCACGAAGUGUAAGGGGACUUUUUCCCUUUUGAUAAGAUUAUGUAAGUCACGUAUCAUUUCGAGUCGCGAUUCUCGCGCAAAAAGUGCCAAUGCAUUUUUUAGGGAAUUAGUCAUUUAGGUGCGAUAAGAGUGUCCCGUUCAUCGAUAGGGACCUAUCACGAAUGAUCUUAAAUAGGGGUCAUUUUGUAACAAUUAGAAACUAAUUAUCUCUCUGAUCGAUUCAAAGGUGUAGAACGAGUGUAUGUUUUACCAUACAAAUUUUGUAUUCGCUAUCGAUUAAAAUUAUAUGAAAUAAUUAUACGAUCGAAAGAGUUGUUAACUCCGAAGAAAGAAUAAUGGCGAUGUUAAACAAACGCGCGGAGGGAACCACGUAACUGUAAUAACUAACUUUAUCGAACCGCAAUAUGGCACAUGAUACGUUGACGAUGCUUCGUAGUUUGUCUCGUGUCGGUGUAUCGAACAAUGAUGCGCCGUAUGUAGUCGCGAUAUUGUUCUUGCUCUAUCAAUUAUAGCCUUGGUUAACAACUUCCUACUGAUUUCGGAAAUCUCUGAUCAUCUCUAUUAUACGCGAUGAGUUAUUUUUGAAACGCGGUUUCCCUCCACGACGCUGUUUCUACUCUGUAGAUCAAAAAGUUGAGACUACUACUAAUUUUUGGUUGCAUUACAUGGAACUGCAGGGAUCGCUUAUAACCCCAUUCAGAAAUACUAAUCUCGAGGUUAAUUACGUAUUCGAUUAAGAUACGAGUCGAAGAAAUGUCAUAAGUCAGUGGUCUCGAAUAUUUUUGAUCGUUAGCGUAUAUAGUUAGUUGGCUGAUAAGACGUUUGCAACGAGCAGUUUCGUGAUAAGAUAUAUCACGCAUCUUGCCGUUCUUAUCGUCGUUGUUACUGUUUUUCUUUUUUUAUAGUUUUUAACGAGGUCGAUCCGAUAAUAUCAGUUGUUACUACCAUGUAUAAAUAUAAAAUAUAUAAUUGUAUUAUGAUUUAUCAUUCAUUGAAUACGUUAAACAAUAU